Molecule: messenger RNA, 2002 nt
Organism: Acipenser ruthenus (sterlet)
Lineage: Eukaryota; Metazoa; Chordata; Actinopteri; Acipenseriformes; Acipenseridae
Product: heterogeneous nuclear ribonucleoprotein K-like
Exons: 18
Coding region: 245-1543 (432 amino acids)
Biological process (GO): regulation of transcription by RNA polymerase II; regulation of mRNA splicing, via spliceosome
Cellular component (GO): cytoplasm; nucleus
Molecular function (GO): mRNA binding
Source: RefSeq, a predicted model, not a curated record
AUCAUUGCCUUCCAAUCAGAAAGCUCUGUGCUGAGGUUAGGCCGAAGCUUCAACAGUAUCACUUUCGGUUGUAAGUCUGUCGAGGAGAGUAGGAAGGGGGUUUCAAAAUAGUUUGUAAACUGUUCUAAAGGAGGCGUAGUAAUCCCCGCCCACAACACGCCUAUUCAGACUGAAUAAAUACUGGUUCUAGCAGUUGUCCACUGAGAAGAGUCCAAUUUCUAUCUAAUUUUGUGACCAAAAAACAAUGGAGACUGAAAUUGAACAGCAGGAAGAAGAGACAACUUUCGGCAACACAGACAACGGCAAGCGCCCAGCAGAGGAUAUGGAGGAAGAGCAGGUCUUCAAAAGAUCCCGUAAUACUGAUGAAAUGGUGGAAUUGCGUGUUUUGUUGCAAAGCAAAAAUGCUGGAGCUGUGAUUGGCAAGGGUGGCAAAAACAUUAAAGCACUACGUACAGACUACAAUGCCAGUGUAUCAGUCCCAGACAGCAGUGGCCCCGAGCGUAUUCUGAGUAUCAGUGCCGACAUCGAAACAAUUGGCGAGAUUCUACUAAAGAUUAUCCCUACCUUGGAAGAGUACCAGCAUUAUAAAGGGAUUGACUUUGAUAGUGAGCUGAGACUGCUCAUUCAUCAAAGCCUGGCAGGAGGCAUUAUUGGUGUCAAGGGAGCCAAGAUCAAGGAGCUGAGAGAGAACACACAAACAACAAUCAAACUGUUCCAAGAGUGUUGCCCUCACUCGACCGACAGAGUAGUGCUUGUUGGAGGAAAACCUGACCGAGUUGUAGAAUGCAUUAAGGUUAUUCUUGAACUGAUAUCAGAGUCUCCUAUUAAAGGGCGUGCACAGCCUUACGAUCCAAACUUUUAUGAUGAAACAUACGACUAUGGUGGUUUCACCAUGAUGUACGAUGACCGCGGAAGGCGUCCCAUGGGUUUCCCUAUGCGUGGUAGAGGGGGCUUUGAUCGCAUGCCUCCUGGUGGAAGAGGGGGCCGCCCCAUGCCUCAGUCUCGCAGGGAUUACGAUGACAUGAGCCCCCGCAGAGGACCACCUCCCCCUCCCCCUCCCCCAGGGCGAGGUGGCAGAGGAGGCAGCCGGGCUCGCAAUCUUCCCCUCCCACCACCACCGCCCCCAAGAGGAGGAAGUGAGCCGUAUUCCUUCGAGAGCUAUCCAGCCAGUUCAGACGACGGAGCAGAUAAUGAUAGAAGAGGCAGACCUGGUGAUCGCUACGAUGGAAUGGGUGGGGCUGGAUAUGAUAAUAAUUCAUCGUGGGAACCAUUUCAGUCUGGUGGCCGGGGUUCUUAUGGAGAUAUUGGAGGACCUGUUAUAACAACUCAAGUUACCAUCCCCAAAGAUCUGGCUGGGUCAAUAAUUGGGAAGGGCGGCCAACGAAUCAAGCAAAUCCGGCACGAGUCUGGUGCAUCAAUCAAAAUUGAUGAACCUCUGCAGGGGUCAGAGGAUCGCAUUAUUACUAUCACAGGCACACAGGACCAGAUCCAAAAUGCUCAGUAUCUGUUGCAGAACAGUGUGAUGGAUGUCUUCGCUAGUUAGACAGUGUGAAGCAGUACUCUGGUCGGUUCUUCUAAAGGAGAGUACGAUUGAAGGAAAUCUGCGCUGCUUGGUUUGACCUGUGCCUGCUUCUGUUUAAAGAGCCAACAUUCCUCUGCCUUGGGUAGAUGUUCUGCAUUUGGGGUGUAGUUCAAGUUCUGCUUUCCAUCCAAUGUAACAUUUUAAUUCUUAGUGAACCUUACUAAAUGUUUGGAAUUUUUGAAACUGCAGCAGAAUGAGUUGAUUCUGGAUUUUAUUUUUGUUAAAUUGUUUUGAUGGUUUAUUGUAAUGUGUUUUCUGUAACUAAAUAGUGAACAGACUCAUGUUUAUGUACACCUGUUUGUAUGGACAAAAAUACUGGUAGUAUAAAUGUGCCAGACAUCCAUUCAGUACAAUGUGCAGAAUGUAAUCUUGUUUUGUAAGGAACAUUUUAUGAUUUUUAAAAUAAAUUUAGUAAACUAC